AUGCCACUCAACUUACAACAAUUCAUAAAGAGAAACAACUAUAUGGUUCUAACAAAACGAGUGCAUGAGUUUCAAGUUUCUUCUUCCAACAAGGCUUUAGAAACCAGAAUUGAUGAGCUUACUUCAUUGAGAGUAGUGAAAAAUAAAAAGUUGGAUGAGGAAGAUAAGGAUAAAGAGAUAUUUGACAUAUUCAGAAAGGUGGCGAUAAACAUUCCUUUUCUUAAUGUGAUUAAGAAAAUUCCAAAAUAUGCCAAGUUGCUAAAAGACUUAUGCAUUCACACGAGGAGAUUGAAGGGGAAUGAGAGAGUGAAUGUGGGAAGAAAUGUUUCUGCCUUUAUUCAGCCUAAUGUUUCAGCUCUCACCCAGACCAUGCCCCAAAAGUGCAAGGAUCCUAGAAUCUUUACUAUUCCAUGCACCAUUGGGGAUAGUAAAUUCGAAAAUUGCAUGCUGAAUUUAGGAGCUUUUAUUAAUAUUAUGCCUACUUCUGUUUAUAACAAUUUUGAUCUUGGUCCUUUGCAUAAUACAGGUUUAACCAUUCAGAUGGAAAACAAGAGUAAUGUCUUCCCUGCUGGAGUAGUAGAAGAUGUACUUGUUCAAGUUAAUGACUUGAUUUUUCCUACUGAUUUUUACAUUCUGGACAUGAAAGGAGAAACUAAGUCAAACAUGACACCCAUCAUUUUAGGCAGGCUAUUCAUGAAAACAACAAAAACAAAAAUUGAUGUUGAUGAUGGAACAAUGUCCAUGGAGUUUGGUGAUAUCAUUGCUAAAUUUAACAUUUUUGAUGAUAUGAAACAUCCCAUGGAGGAACAUUCUGUUUUUCACAUUGAAUUGCUUUCUGAGUUUGUUGAUCAUACUUAUUCAGACUUGUUUUCAGCCGAUUUCUCAUCAUUGUCUGACUUUGAUGAUACUUACUAUUAUGAUUCAUGUACUAACACUAACAUUUGUUCUGUUUGUGCUGAGAUUGAGGUUGCCUUGUAG
This is a messenger RNA of Lathyrus oleraceus (garden pea), 978 nucleotides long. RefSeq lists its product as uncharacterized. Lineage: Eukaryota; Viridiplantae; Streptophyta; Magnoliopsida; Fabales; Fabaceae. The record is from RefSeq and is a predicted model, not a curated record. Bases 1 to 978 code for a protein of 325 amino acids. The transcript is spliced from 2 exons.